UGUGUGUGUGUGUGUGUGUGUGUGUGUGUGUCUCGCGCGCGCGCGUGUGGUAUAGCUCUGUCAAUCCUUGGAUUAGAACCAAUGAUUGCAGCUUGUAGGAGGGCUGUCCAGGGCCAGAUUGUACGAUGUGUCUCCAGUGCCAGAGUAUGAGUAGAGAUAAUUACUGAGAAGUCACACUCUCUUACACCCUCAGCGUCUUCUUGUGUCCUUCAGCAAAACAGUGGAUUUAAAUCUUCUUCCACCAGAUCCAGAACAUCGCGAUCUGUCAGCAAAGAAAGAAAGGGGAAAAAAACCCGAACCUGACAAAAAAGAAGAAAAAAAAAUCAUGAAAACGAUCCAGGCAAAAAUGCACAAUUCUCUCUCUUGGGCAAUCUUCACAGGGCUGGCCGCGCUGUUUCUCUUUCAAGGAGUGCCGGUGCGCAGCGGAGAUGCCACCUUCCCCAAAGCGAUGGACAACGUGACGGUCCGGCAGGGGGAGAGCGCCACCCUCAGGUGCACCAUUGACAACCGGGUGACCCGGGUGGCCUGGCUAAACCGCAGCACCAUUCUGUAUGCUGGGAAUGACAAGUGGUGCUUGGACCCCCGAGUGAUCCUCUUGAGCAACACCCAGACUCAGUACAGCAUCGAGAUCCAGAAUGUGGAUGUGUAUGAUGAAGGCCCCUACACCUGCUCAGUGCAAACGGACAACCAUCCAAAGACCUCAAGAGUCCAUCUCAUCGUUCAAGUAUCUCCCAAAAUCGUAGAGAUUUCUUCAGAUAUCUCCAUUAAUGAAGGGAACAAUAUCAGCCUCACAUGCAUAGCAACAGGUCGACCAGAGCCUACAGUUACCUGGAGACACAUCUCCCCCAAAGCCAUGGGCUUUGUGAGCGAGGAUGAAUAUCUGGAAAUCCAGGGCAUUACCAGAGAGCAGUCUGGGGACUACGAGUGCAGUGCCUCCAAUGACGUGGCUGCGCCAGUGGUCCGCAGAGUGAAGGUGACUGUGAAUUAUCCACCAUACAUUUCAGAAGCUAAAGGUACAGGCGUCCCCAUUGGUCAGAAAGGGACUUUGCAGUGCGAAGCCUCAGCAGUCCCCUCGGCUGAAUUCCAAUGGUACAAGGAUGAUAAAAGACUGGUAGAAGGAAAGAAAGGGCUCAAAGUGGAAAACAGACCGUUCCUCUCAAAGCUCAUCUUCUUCAAUGUCUCCGAACAUGACUAUGGCAACUACACGUGCGUGGCCUCCAACAAGCUGGGCCACACCAAUGCCAGCAUCACACUCUUUGGCCCUGGUGCUGUCAGUGAGGUGAACAAUGGCACAUCAAGAAGGGCUGGCUGUGCCUGGCUGCUGCUUCUUCUGGGGCUGCAAGUUCUUCUGAAGUUUUGACAUGAGCGUCCCUUCCCUUCACCCCCAACGCCGGGAGAAACUACAGCCACAGCGCCCACCACCCCACAGCACCGGCAACUUCGACCACAGCAGCCAGACACCCCGUUUCUAAUUCCGAUGUAACUACACAUGAUUCUGAGAAGCAGAACCUCAUGGGACAUACAUUUGAGGGAGGGGAGCAAUACAGACUUGACAGGGUGGGGAGAUUUCAAAAGGGAAAUUUAAAAUUAGCUUCCAAGCUCGACCAAUUUUUCAGGGUCAAUGCGCAGGUUCUCUUUGCUUUUCCCAAAUGGGAGGAGCAGAUACCAGCUGUUGGCACUCAGUCACCAGUUGCCUGGUGCAAGCUUUUGGUUGCCAGAGUGGGCCAGGGCUCCACCACACUGCCUACUCGAGAACCCCAAUCAUGGAAAAUUCUGGCCCUCCCCAAUUUGAUCAGUGAUGGAUCCAGCAUGCUCAGCAGACCUGAAUUACCUUGGAUAGGCCUUGGAGACACACCACAGAAUUUCAACCCAGACACAAAGCCAACAUGCCAGCUCAACACACCCACCUACUGUCCCAUCACUGACCAUCCGGUGAACAUUCCUUGGCCCCCUCUCCAUUUUACUACUCCAAGGACAUUAUGGAUAAUAAGGGAUUCUGAGUCUUUAUUAAUUUUAUUAAUUAUAUUUUCUGAGAUGAGUCUAGCGUGCUUUGUGCAAAAACCAUACACAGCCAAGAUGUGCCGACAGGAAGGGGGUGAAGUGUGUUUGUGCGACGUUAGAAAGGAGUCGUGUGUUUCUUUCUGAGGUUUACAACCGGUGGCCCACACACUGGGCAUUCGCCAUACCGUGAGCCACAUGGCAAAGCUACCACAAAACAAGACAGAACAAAAACCCACAUCCGGUUGAACCGACAGCUCCACCAGCACUACUGAUUUCUCCUUAUUUUGGCAUCUAACUUAGACACUGCUAUGCUUCUAAAUGCUGUUUGGAAGUGGAAGGGCGAACCGCACUGUUUUCUUGAGUUGGUUAGCAAGGCUUGUGUUGAUGACAUAUAUUCUACAGUAUAUAUAUAAAUACACACACAUCUAUUUUUUUUUUUG
Suncus etruscus (white-toothed pygmy shrew) is the source of this 2441-nucleotide messenger RNA. RefSeq names its product neurotrimin (gene NTM). The transcript has 8 exons. Gene Ontology annotation, cellular component: neuron projection. NCBI's taxonomy places the organism in Eukaryota, Metazoa, Chordata, Mammalia, Eulipotyphla, Soricidae. The record is from RefSeq and is a predicted model, not a curated record. Bases 326 to 1360 code for a protein of 344 amino acids.